CCCACCCCAGCGGAUCCAUGUGGAAAGCCGCACACUUGAGAACGUGUUUAAAUGUUGAGGUAUAAUGUUGUAGCUAGCUAGCUCGGGUUAGCAAGCUCAGCAAGUUUGCUAGUACAGUUGUCCUGCCCGCUGGGCUGCUGGCUUGAUGAGGUUCGUGAUGAGGAGGAGGAUCAUGGAGCAGAUACGGGCGGACAACAGCACAGGGGGCCGGGCUAUUACCUGCAAGCGAUCGCUCGUAAUAUUUCUGAGCAGAGACAAAGUUUGGUUCAAACUAACGCAUAACUGAUUAACAUGAAGUGUCCGCUCACUGCAAAGUAAAAGCUAAGUUAGCUGAUCCCUGACAGUUGUUUUGAUGGCACUGUGUUCCUGUGUGCGCGCGUGCGUGUGCUGUCAGAAAUGGUAACAGCACAAGUCACCAGGUUAGCUCCUAGUUUCUUGGCUCCAAACUUGUUUUUGGGGUCUGUGGGGGUUUCUGAUCUACAAACUGCUCUUGCGUCUCACCUGGGUUCACGUAUCAGACUCACUGUACGUUUACUAACUUACAAGUGGCCUUUAUACCUGGUUACUAACACGGUCACUUAAACCAUAGUUCCCAGGCAGCGGUUAUCCGUGUCCUUAGGUGAAUGUAAAGGUGCAGUAGAUAGUUCAGUCCGUGUGGAUACCUGGAGAAGUGACAUGGAGUGGAAGGGGGGGGGCAUUGAGAGCUAGCAUUGUUUACGUUGUCAGUUAGUUCCUUGCUAAUAGCUUCCUGCUAGCAGCGACUGCUCCCUCCAGCUCCACUGUAACCGCACUGCUGUGUUUGCGGGUAAGUGUCUUUGUCCACUGCGAGUGAUGUUAAACCACGGUACCCCAUCCUCCACAGCCCAGUGUUAGCCUGGGAGCUAACUGGGCUGAUGACGAGGUAAAAAUGGCGGAUCUUUCGAAAUCCAACCCCGGCCUGAAAUAGUAACGCAGCCAACAGACAGCUUGUCGUAUUUUUCCCAGUCUUUGACCUAACUGGGACCAGUCGUGGGGGGGGGGGGUGUUUUCACGUGGAUGAGAGGAGCACAGUUUCUGUCGGUGGCUUACACACGGGGACGUGACAACAAUAGGAUCAGUCCACUGAGUGUGUGUGUGUGUGUGUGUGGGGAGGGUUCAUAUGUGUUUUUCGGUGGAUUAAUGUUGAGCAGAGAGCAGCAGGACAAAGAUACGCCUGCGAUGAUCGGUGCGGCCUAGCUAACCCCCCCAUCAGCUGUCAGCUUCUGUCAAAUUCACCAGAUCUCGUGAUUGCUGAAAACUUAUUCACAGUAUCAACAGAGAGCUGACACUUGGAUGCAAGGAUGGAUGUGGUGUCACCAGAGCUCAACAGCCUCCUGCCUGAUGAGAUCAUGGAUACUGAGGCCAUAGAGGACGUCCCUCACACACAACCUGAAGCCACCACCAUGGUCCAGUCAGAGGCCAGUGACGACACAUCGGUCCCCAUGGAAACGGAUACGCCCAUGGCUUCAGAGAGCUUGGGCCUGUGUUCAGGUGCCGCUUCAACAGAACACACUCGGGCUCUGACCACCUCCACGACCACAGACUCUGCACUCAGCAUCAUCUCGGGAAGUCAAAUUCCUAUCUCAAUUUCCAGUUCAUCGUCGCCCCUGCUAACCCUCAAAUCAGCCCUGUCCACAUCCACCAUCAAAACUACAGACUGUGUGACUGUCACUGCGACUGACUGUAGUGUCUCUACGAGUGGGUUAACGAGGCUCACGGCCCCGUUCACUAUCUCUCCCGCGAACCACCAGAUCAUUCUCAACAAGGUGGCCUCGUCUCAGGCCACUGAAGCGGCAAAGACUGCAGGCGUGUCACCCCAGGUCAUCAAGCAGGAUGGACAAAAACUCUUGGUUACAGCAAUAGGAAAGUCGGGGCAACCUAUAGUGCUGCAGUUACCCCACACGGGCAGCAAGCCUGGUGUUUUACAGACUUCAGGAGACACCAAGUCUCAAGCUACUCAGUUUAAAGUGGUGACCAUUGGUGGGAGAACGGAGCUGAAGCCGGUGCUGGGCGGUCCUUGCAACCAGUUGACCACAUUACAGGCUCAGCAGCUGAAGGCUGUACAGAUUGCGAAGAAAACACCAACGUCAUCCGCGGCACCAAUCAAGUUCAUCAUCACGAAAACUGUCAAUAGCAAAGGCCUCAGUCCUCAGACAUCAGUUCCUUCUGUUAUUACUGGACGGGUCCUGACACAGAAUUCCUCAGGGAUGCCUUCGAGGACCAUUACUCUCACUGAAACCCACAACACUAGUAUACAGACCCUCCCUGGCAAAAAGAUUGCUAUUUCACCCCUUAAGACUCCCAGCAAGGUAACUGUUGUAUCGGUGGCCUCACCAACCUCCAACUCCACUCAGAAGUCAGUAACGCUGCCUGUCAACGUAGCACUCGGCCAGCAGAUCCUCACAGUCCAACAGUCCACGUCUUCCUCUCCAGUCAAGGUGGCCACCAACCAAGGCAAUGUACAGAAUCUUAAAACAGUGCAGUCUAUGACUGUGGGAGGAGUCGGUGGCUCCCAGUUCAAGACCAUCAUCCCGCUGGCCACCCAGUCGAACGUGCAGCAGAUCCAGGUGCCAGGGAGCAGGUUUCACUACGUCCGCCUCGUCACAGCGACCACGGCAAGCAGCACAGGACAGGCCAGUGGUCCCAGCACCAGCUCCAUACAGACAGCUAAACCUAUGGUGGUCAGUACAGGAGCAGUGAGGAUGUCUGUCCCUAUCAUCCCAGCACAGACCAUGAAACAGGUGGCACCUAAGCCCUUGACAUCGGCAGCACAAGUAGUAACCACUCAGACCCAGCAACGCCUGAUCAUGCCUGCAACUCCACUCCCCCAGAUCCAGCCCAACUUCACCAACCUCCCUCCAGGCACCGUCCUGGCACCAGCCCCCGGGGGCGGGAAUAUGGGCUAUGCGGUGGUGCCAGCACAAUACGUUACACAGCUCCAGCAGUCCCCCUUUGUGACCCUCGCCAGCAGCUCUGGUUUCCCUGCGGCCACUGGUAUCCAGACUCAGGCCAGACUGCCACUUAAUGGCUUGUCGACAGCAGAAGCGACCUCAAGACCAAGGAAACCAUGCAACUGCACCAAGUCACAGUGUCUCAAACUAUACUGCGACUGCUUUGCAAACGGAGAGUUCUGCAAUAACUGUAACUGCAACAACUGCUUCAACAACCUGGAGCACGAAACGGAACGUCUUAAAGCUAUAAAGACGUGUCUGGACCGAAAUCCAGAGGCCUUCAAACCUAAAAUUGGUAAAGGCAAAGAGGGAGAGUCGGACCGUCGGCACAGCAAAGGCUGCAACUGCAAGCGCUCAGGCUGCCUGAAGAACUACUGCGAGUGCUACGAGGCGAAGAUCAUGUGCUCGUCCAUCUGUAAAUGCAUCGGCUGUAAGAACUUUGAGGAGAGCCCGGAGAGGAAGACUCUGAUGCAUUUGGCCGAUGCAGCAGAAGUGAGAGUACAGCAGCAGACUGCAGCCAGGACCAAGCUGUCGUCACAGAUCUCAGACCUGCUCAUGAGGUCGACACCUGUUAUUUCAAGUGAAAGCGGGAGACUGCCAUACACGUUUGUAACAAAGGAGGUGCUUGAAGCGACGUGCGAGUGUCUGAUGGAACAGGCCAAAAAGGCAGAACAGACUCAUCAGCCUCAGGCUGAAGCAGAGAGGGUGAUCCUGGAGGAGUUUGGACACUGCCUCAUGAGGAUAAUUAGCUCCGCUGGGAAGGCCAAAGCAGACUGUGCCUCUAUCAACUGCUAGGCAGAGCCCUCCCAAGGCCCUCCACCCUCUAACCUGCCAUGGCUAAGGAGCUAAGAGGCACAGAUUACUCUGCAUUCUGUCUCGGACCCCUGGAGUUUCUCUCCUGCAGGAAAACAGGUUGUCUCCCUCAUCAGGAGGCAGAACAAAGUAAAAGGAUUCCCCUGCCUGGGCCGAGCUAAGGCCAGCUGGAAUAAUAAACAUGGAACAGUUGUUUGCGCUGUUCACCCUCUAACUGAAGGACAAAUGGACACCGCAUAUGGUGGAUCUGCCUUCAGAACUGUUAAUCGCACCCAUUCACCUGGCUGUGAUGGAUAGAAAUGACUGAGAGAGGAAGUGCUGAACAGGAUUAUAAACAUCUCCUCACUUUAUUUUCCCUACAGGGCCCUAUCAAAUCUGUGUUCUCCACACUUUCGUUGAUCCAUUUUUAUUCUAUUUUUACUUUCUGUCUUUCCCAUGUUGAAGUUUUUUGAAAAGAAUGCCUGUAAUUUUUAUGUAAUCCGUACAUUUGUGCUUACAGUAGACAAGCAGAACAUGUAUCUUUUGAUAUUUAUUUUGACAAAUAUUUGUGAGCGCUAAUAUUGUGUGGCUUAUAGUGCUGCAAACUGUUAAUUAUUCACUGCGGCUAGGCUAAAUUGUUUUAAUGAAAAUGAUUAGAAGAGGUUUUUAUCAUAAAUGCAGUUGUAAUAUGAAUGCACACGUAAUGCAUUAUGCUCUCUCACACAGACACAGCACUGCUGAGAAUAGUUGGCUAGCCUGGCAGAGGGACACAUUUUUAUCUGGUGCUGCUUUCUGUUUUACAUGCUUACUGUACAUUAAAAACACCAUCAAUUAGAAAAUAAUUGAGACUUGUUAAGUUUGGUCCCUGAAAUCUAAAGUUACCUCAUCCGUCCAAAGCUGCUCUGAUGGGGCACAGACACAUUACAGAGCAGGAAAAACACAUAACAUUAAACAUGGCUGCUUCUCAUUUACAUUUUUCCCCUUCCAAAGUCCUGGUGUUGUUUGCCGGCUCACUUUAGGUGCCUGAAAGCUUUUUUCCCCCCCCUCAAUUAAUUGUUUUGUCUAUAAAAAUGUAAAAGAAAAAAAAUUGGAAUGAAUGCCCAAGGUUACAUCUUCAACUGCCUUUUUUGUUUGUCUUUUUUUUUCUUUUUUUUUUUUACCAAUCAAAAUUUGAUGACAGUGAUGUUUUUUUUGACAGGUUACUGACAAUGAAACCUAAUCAAACCAGUCAUACAGUCAUUAUGAAGCAAAUUAGCUGAAUUUUGAAGUGUUAAAUUAUAGAUAAGUCUGGUUUUAUUAAAAAUGUUUAUCCAAAA
Molecule: messenger RNA, 5077 nt
Organism: Hippoglossus stenolepis (Pacific halibut)
Lineage: Eukaryota; Metazoa; Chordata; Actinopteri; Pleuronectiformes; Pleuronectidae
Gene: lin54
Product: lin-54 DREAM MuvB core complex component
Exons: 14
Coding region: 1320-3764 (814 amino acids)
Biological process (GO): regulation of DNA-templated transcription
Cellular component (GO): nucleus
Source: RefSeq, a predicted model, not a curated record